AUGAUCCAGAUAUGGAAUGUCUUCCCCUAUAUUUGUAGAAAGAUUAACUCAACCCUAAUGAAAUUUCCUAAAGUUCUUACUAGUAACAAAUACAAGGCACUGGUUGAUGGAGAAAUCAAGGAGAUUUCUCUUGAAGACUACAGAGGGAAAUAUGUUGUGAUUGUUUUUUACCCUUUAGAUUUCACCUUUGUAUGUCCUACAGAGGUCAACAGAUUUUGCGAUCUCAAAGAGGAGUUUCUCAAAAGGAAUGCCUUAGUUCUGUUUGUUUCCUGCGACUCGGUCUACUCACAUCGUGCAUGGGCCUCAAUAUCAAGGGAAAAUGGCGGGAUCCUAGGUGUUUCAUGGCCAAUGAUAUGGGAUAUGAAGAGGGAACUCUGCAAUCAGUUUGAGAUGUUUGAUGAGGAGAACGGACACCCCAUGCGAGGCACGGUAAUACUCUCCAAGGAUCUGGAUGUUAAACACCUAAGCAUCAAUUACCAUGCAGUUGGAAGGUCGGUUAGCGAGAUCCUCCGUUUAAUUGAUGCUAUCACCUUCAACGACGAAAAUGGGGAGAUAUGUCCUGUUGAAUGGAAAAAAAAGAUGAAUAACCAUUAA
Messenger RNA from Encephalitozoon intestinalis ATCC 50506, 594 nucleotides. Its product is annotated as thioredoxin peroxidase. The record is from RefSeq and is a predicted model, not a curated record. Gene Ontology annotation, cellular component: cytosol. Gene Ontology annotation, molecular function: thioredoxin peroxidase activity. Gene Ontology annotation, biological process: response to oxidative stress; cellular response to stress; cell redox homeostasis. NCBI's taxonomy places the organism in Eukaryota, Fungi, Microsporidia, Unikaryonidae. The transcript has a single exon. The coding region runs from base 1 to 594 and encodes 197 amino acids.